Molecule: messenger RNA, 2916 nt
Organism: Grosmannia clavigera kw1407
Lineage: Eukaryota; Fungi; Ascomycota; Sordariomycetes; Ophiostomatales; Ophiostomataceae
Product: sin3 complex subunit
Exons: 2
Coding region: 1-2916 (971 amino acids)
Cellular component (GO): Sin3-type complex
Source: RefSeq, a predicted model, not a curated record
AUGGCAUUUCGCUUUGCCAUUCCGAUGUCCCAGGCAACGGAUGGGAAGACCAACCGGGAUGAGGACGGUCUAACAAGCCAACUGGCGGCUGGCCGCAAUGCGGCAGACAUUACGCGCCAACCGUCUCCGGAGCCGAGGCAGCUGAAGAACAAAGCGUCAAGCUCGGACGACGCCCACCGGCGCCGACACAUUGUUACGCCGGACCCGGUGGCUCUGAUGUAUCUGGAAGGGGAUCCUUCUGUGAGCAUAGUCGAACGGCGAAUCAGCCUCGAGGGCUACGAGCUAUACCUUGUCGAACAAUGGGCAUGCUCCCGGCAGUCGCCCACGCUCGUCAUCUCGACGUACACGGGCGAUCCAAACCACUCGGUUGUUGUUGGAGUGCUUUCUGCACCGGCAGAUGAGCAGGAGCGGUCGCCACGGCUGCGCAUAUACUUCAGGGCCAUGCAGCAGUAUCAUGCGCGUCCCAAGGAGACGCCCUUUGGCGAAAUUAUGGCGACAAAUUUGAGCAGCUUCCCGUCUGCCUUGACGGUCAUUGCGGUGCCGGAUGGCGAUCUGAGAAAGCAUCGGCAGGACUUUAUCGUCAACGAGGACCUGAAGCGACUCGGCUGCUCCGGGCGGUCGGCCCUCACUCUACUCCCGCCAACACGGGCGACCCAAGAGACGUUCUUGUCACUGUACAAGACGAGCGACAAGAUACCCUUUACAGAGUCGGUGGUGGAGUUGAUAAAGUUAUGCCAGACUGCUUUGUGCAUAUUCGGGAUGCUCGGCAUACAGUACAUGGACGGACUUCUCUGCGACCUGACGGAAAAGGCGAUCAAUGACUGGUGGACGGAAAUUGGGGCAGAGUGCUACAACGUCGAACCAGCAGACGGCAUCCUCGGGCCUACUACGGUGGCGGCUCUUCUCGGCAUGCUGAUGGGCGCGCGAAACCGGCUGGCCUGGUAUGGGGCGCCGGUAACCAAAGAUGUCUUUGAUAUCGAGCAGACGAGCAAGGGCAUUGACUACUUUCAAAAGGCACACAAACUCAAGAGAACACGCCGUCUCGACCACCUGACACUGCGGAAACUUCACAGCGUGACAGCGAAAGCUGCGGCUGGUGAAGUGGGCUGGGGCGUGCAGAAGGCAGUCAAGUCUACGGUCGAGGGCUUUGGCGGCAAGCGUGGCGAGCUUGUGAUCGGCAUGGUGGGCGGCAAAGACAAGGGCAACAUCGGGGACAUUGAAACGGUUGAUAUUGACAAGUUUAUCGGCCUGAUCUACAGCGAACGGCCAAAGUGGCUAUGGUACGGAAAGCCGCGGAGGACGGCAGCGACGACGUCCUCGGGGACGGACUAUCGGAUAGAGAGCGACAAUCUUUUCAGCAAAGAGGAGGGAUCGGCACCGAGCAGCCGACAGGGGCUUCCCCAGAGCCAGGAAGUGGAGGAGAUUGCAGCGGCGGAGGCGGACAACGCAGUGCAGAAACGGGAAGACCGGUCGGCGGUGUAUUUGGGCGCGGUGCCCGAAUCGGCAGUUAGUAUCAACGACAGUCAGGGCGACAAAGACCGAGACCGGGAUCCCAGGCGGCGGACGGUGUUCAAGAGUGUGGCGGGAAGAGUCAGCGAUGCGCGGUCAGGCUUGGGACGGAUACGAGAUGCUGUUGGUGGCGGUCUUCGUGGCCAUGCGAGUCGGACAUCACGCGACGAGGCGCCACUGGGCGGAUCUGUGGGACCAGGCACGCUGACGGCAGCAUCUCUGUCUGGCCCGACGGCAUCUGGUAUUGCGAGCCUGGCGCAGUCGUCUGCGGUACUCUCCAGCCCAGUGCUGAUCAGCCGUGCGUUUACGUGGAAGAACAAGCCGGAAGAGUACGCCAACGUGUUCCGGAGAGGAGGAGAAAAGGAACUAUCGGCGACCAGCCUGCCGGAAGAGGAGGGAGCAGCAUGGACGGACGGGGGGCGGCUGCUCGACAGAAGCACAUAUCCAGACCCAGAGGAUCCACAACAGGGCCUCCCGUGUGUGGCAAGCCCGUUGGUCAUGACGCAUCGACCAUCAGUUCCUACGUCCGGAGCGGUGUCUGGGCUGAGGACAUUUGCACGAAACAGGACAAGCCAAGUGUGGCGUGGGAUGGCAGCGACGACGGCAGCAUCAGUGGCAGGGUCAGUUGCAGACGAAGCGGACCUGCAGGGGCCGUUUCUCGAGGCGGAGCGAACGGUUGGAGCGGAGGUGGUCGGGCUGCUGCGUCGCCACAGCAUCGCGGGAGGCUUUCUGUCACGAUGCGAAGAGCGGCGACAAGUGGAGGCGAACUGGCCGCGACGGCUGUCGUUUAGCGUUGCAGAGGAGGCUGUGCUGGGAUGGGAGGAGAUCGUGUCGGGCGUGGCCUCAGCGGACUCGGCAGACUUGGAGGAAGCCGAGGAAGCUGAGGACAGGGAGGCGGACGGGAGUGCAGUGGAGCGGAUGGUGUCACGACACAUGGCAUCGCUGACGCUGAAGAGCAGCCUGUACGGGCAGAUGCGGUCGGUGAAGGGGGGGCUGGGGCUGUCGGUGACGGAGCGGAUUCUGGGGCUGGAGGCGAUCGACGACGCGUACGCGCAACAGGUGGAGGAGGUGCAGAGUAUCUACUUUCAGCUGUCGGAGGCGUGUGAAGGGGUGCAGCGGAGCAGCCAGGAGCUGCUGGGGAUGGAGCGAGCGCAGGCGUCCGAGGCAAUUCGGGAAGUGGAAAUGUUGACGGCCAAGGUGGAGUACGAGAUUGGGGCGCUGAUAUCGCGGGUGCAGGAGGUGGAGGAAGGGGUGCGACAGUUUGCCGAGCAGGUGGAAGGGGUGGAGCAGCGGGCAGAAGAGCUACAGAAGCAGCUCGAGACCGAGAGUUGGCUGCAUUGGCUGGUGCGCACGCUGACGGGCAUUGGGACCGGGCCUAACAUUAUCCAGGACCUGCGGCCGUCGUAG